AUGGCGCACGAGUCAGUUGCAGUGUUCAGUAAUGGUGUUUGCCCUGGUCCUGUCGAGAUGUCUCCGACAGCUUCUUCUCCUCCUCAUCAGCAGCAGGCCAAGCCCAACCACGCGCACGCAAACGGGCAAGCCAACCUGAGCAGCCGUUCUGGGUCAAUGAGUCACGCGGGGUCACCUCGACCGUCACUCACCCGACAGCCCAGCGCGGCCACUGAUGUUGGAGACGGAUCCAAACCCAAUGAUUAUCUCAUAUGGGCUAUUCUGGCCUGCCUCUGUCCUGUUUGGCCCAUUAACAUCGUCGGCUUGACCUUCUCAGUCAUGUCUCGAAACAGUCUGCAGCAGGGCAAUAUGGAUGGUGCGCGUCGUCUUGGCCAGAAUGCAAAAAUCCUGUCCAUCGUGUCAUUGGUGGGUGGGAUUGUCAUCAUUAUUGUUACUAUCAUCAUCAACUGGGGUGUAAUACUUAAGACCUGAUGGCUGUCACGACAC
Sinocyclocheilus grahami is the source of this 486-nucleotide messenger RNA. Its product is annotated as proline-rich transmembrane protein 2-like. Gene Ontology annotation, cellular component: membrane. The record is from RefSeq and is a predicted model, not a curated record. The transcript is spliced from 4 exons. The coding region runs from base 1 to 471 and encodes 156 amino acids. NCBI's taxonomy places the organism in Eukaryota, Metazoa, Chordata, Actinopteri, Cypriniformes, Cyprinidae.